This is a messenger RNA of Heterobasidion irregulare TC 32-1, 1194 nucleotides long. RefSeq lists its product as uncharacterized. The coding region runs from base 1 to 1194 and encodes 397 amino acids. The transcript is spliced from 8 exons. Lineage: Eukaryota; Fungi; Basidiomycota; Agaricomycetes; Russulales; Bondarzewiaceae. The record is from RefSeq and is a predicted model, not a curated record.
AUGGUAACGGUCAGAAUCCAUAUUGAUGGUUGGCAUCAGCACUACGGCAUACGCAUUGAUCUCGAGCAGAAUACGGCUGGAAUGACCGUUCUGCAAACUUUUGGAGAGAUCGGCGUCAUCAUCGUGAUCUCCAAUGUUGCUGUUCUAUGCGAGACUUUGUUCUGGGGUGAAUCCCUUCUUCUCAGAUUCUCUCCAACAUGGCCGGAUCUUACGCGCAGCUGCUUUAGGCGAAAGGGUUUAAAGUCCAGACUCAACCUAGUCAUGCUGAUCGCGACGGUGAUCAUGUUCAUAUCGGCGAGCAUGCAGCUGGCGCUCGACAUCUUCUCCCUUAUGGUCGUCAUCCAAGGCGCGCUGAUCGACCAGUCGAUACCGAAUCUCGAUUCUCGGUUGGUGGCGGUGACGAAGAUCACGUCGAGCUUUGUCUCGAAUUUUUUAGAUAUGAUCAACUCAUAUUUUAAUGGAAUUGAAAGUGGCAUGUUCCAGUUCAUGCUUAGUGACAUGAUCGUGGUCUGGAGAGCUUGGACAUUGUGCAGCGAGAAUAGGAAAUUAAUGGUGGGCCCGUUACUCACCCUCUUGGGAUCCAUCGCAACCGCUAUCGCGAGCAUGGGAGUGCAAACCAAAGUCCUCUUGAAAGGUAGCAUAAGGCUGGGGCAGGUCGCGGGUGCACUGCAGUACGCAUCAUGGGCCCUGUCGCUCGCCACCAACCUGGCGACGACGUCACUCAUCGGCUAUAAAGCAUGGAAGCAUCGACAGUCCAUCAAGGACAAUCUCGGUCAGGGGAACUCAAGGACAAAGGUAGAGAAGAUCAUGGCGCUUCUCGUCGAGUCUGGUGGAAUUUAUUGCAUCUUCUGGAUCACUCUCCUCGUCACCAACUUUGUCACCAUCAGAGUAUUUGGCCGUCCCCACAGCGUGACGGAUGUCAUUGUUCCCAAUGCUGUCCAAUUAGCCGGAAUCUACCCCACCGUCAUUCUCGUCCUCGUCAGUCUCGAAAAAACGAUUUGGGACUCGCGCGGCAGCGUCGUGGAAUCUAUUGGCGGCAAUAGUGCACACAUGGAAUUCGCCCCUGGUCCGGGCAUCGUCUCAAAAACUACGGCGAGCCGACAUCAGAUCAGUGUCAUCCAACUGGAUACUGGGAUGCAAUCAGUCGAUUUUGAGAGAGACGACUAUAGGGACUCGAUUAAAGCUUCAGUGUAA